AUGAUUGUACCGUCAACGAGUUUACCAGAGGCCCAAAGAACUUCAAUGAAACUUCCGAGCAAUGUACCGCCUUCGAUAGGCGAGAUGAGUCGACUUCAAGACGAUCCAGGCAUCAGAAACGCUAAAAUCAAGUUAAAUUACAAGAAGUCUUUCCAGGACGACCAUAUUUUCUUCCCAGAGGCUCAAGAGCUCUUAGUGGCAAAUCCCUACCGCUCUUCUAACUUAUUUGUGCCCAACGAACUAGCGGGAUACCAACCACCUAUGAACAAUGCCAUGCCGCUAAAUGAUUCAUAUUCGACAAAACGUUACCAACCAAACCAGCAGCAUCAUAAGGAAAAUUUAUUGUCAUUGUUAGCACUCAAGAAUUUGGAGAAACAGCAGCAGCAACAACAGUAUAAGCAUAAGCCACAAUAUCAAGUUGGUUACCAGCCGCUACAUAGAAAUGGCCAAGUUUACUACCAAGACACACAGCCAAGACCAUACGGCGAACAGCAUGCUGUGAGCCAAAAUCCCUACAAUUACAGUAAUCUUCAAGCACAAGGAUAA
This is a messenger RNA of Torulaspora delbrueckii, 546 nucleotides long. RefSeq lists its product as uncharacterized. The transcript has a single exon. NCBI's taxonomy places the organism in Eukaryota, Fungi, Ascomycota, Saccharomycetes, Saccharomycetales, Saccharomycetaceae. The record is from RefSeq and is a predicted model, not a curated record. Bases 1 to 546 code for a protein of 181 amino acids.